Messenger RNA from Raphanus sativus (radish), 1379 nucleotides. RefSeq names its product 1-aminocyclopropane-1-carboxylate oxidase homolog 11. Lineage: Eukaryota; Viridiplantae; Streptophyta; Magnoliopsida; Brassicales; Brassicaceae. Bases 33 to 1127 code for a protein of 364 amino acids. The record is from RefSeq and is a predicted model, not a curated record. The transcript has 3 exons.
UCUAAGCAAAUAUCUCGAAACAGAAAAGAAAAAUGGAGAACCAAACCUCGGUCAAAUUCAAUCCUUAUAUGGAGCGAAAAGCUUUCGACGAGACCAAAGAAGGUGUAAAAGGGUUGGUCGACGCUAAAAUCACCGAAGUCCCUCGUAUUUUCCAUGUCCCUCAAGAUUCCUUGACCGACAAGAAACCCUUUUUUUCGAACCUAGAGAUCCCUACCAUCGACUUUGCAAGCGUCCACGUCGACCCAGCAUCACGUGAAGCCGUUGUAGAGAAGGUCAAAUACGCGGCUGAGAAGUGGGGAUUCUUCCAGGUGAUCAAUCAUGGUGUUCCUUUGAACGUUCUUGAAGAGAUUCAAGAUGGAGUUCGUAGGUUUCACGAAGAAAAUCCUGAGGUCAAGAAACGAUAUUUCUCGCGUGAUCUCGUCAACAAAAACUUUUUCUACAAUAGUAACUUCGAUCUAUACGGUUCAUCACCAUCUGUUAACUGGAGAGAUACUUUCGCUUGUUACAUAGCUCCAGAUCCUCCAAGUCCUGAGGAACUCCCAUUGACUUGCAGGGAUGUUAUGUUCGAAUACUCAAAACAUGUGAUGAGUUUAGGUGGUUUACUCUUUGAGCUUCUCUCAGAAGCACUAGGUUUGGAACCUGAUAUCCUGAAGAGCAAGGAGUGCUUGAAGAGUUUGCUUAUGAUCUGCCAUUAUUACCCACCUUGUCCACAACCUGACCUAACUUUGGGGACAAGUAAACACUCAGACAACUCCUUCCUCACGGUUCUUCUUCAAGACAACAUCGGUGGGCUACAAAUUCUUCAUCAAGACUCUUGGGUUGAUGUCGCUCCUCUUCCUGGAGCUCUCAUCAUCAACAUUGGAGAUUUCUUGCAGCUGAUAACGAACGAUAAGUUUGUAAGUGUGGAGCAUAGGGUCCUUGCUAAUAGACAAGGUCCAAGGAUAUCAGUUGCAAGCUUUUUUGGCUCAACUAAAAGUGCCAAUUCCACAGUUUAUGGACCAAUGAAAGAGCUCGUAUCUGAAGAAAACCCUCCAAAAUACAGAGACAUAACCAUAAAAGAAUACACAGAUGGAUACAAUGAGAAAGGUCUGGAUGGAACAUCACAUCUCUUGAACUUCAGGAUUUGAAAAAAAACUACAGAAAAAAAAAGAAAAUUGAGGUGUUUCUUAGAACCAAUUACUCUUUUCUUAAAAUCUGGAAUAAUUAAACCAGUGUACCGAAUAGCGUGUGUAUAUGUAUCAGCACUAUAAGUGGAUCUUUCUAUUAAGUCAUAUGUAUCAAAUAUAUGUGGAUCUUUACUUUAGUCAUAUGUACCAACCUCUGUAUGUGGAUCUUUCUAAUUUAGUCAUGUGUAUCAGACUAUACAGAAGUGAAAUGUA